CCUAAAUUCGGGGCCUAGUCGCGGGAUGGUAGGGCCUAAGGGCCGAGAGCCUAGUUGCGGGGCGCGCCAAGGGUGACGCGAACGCAGCUAAAGGGCGCGGGUGGGGCAGUUCCGGGUGCUCUGCUAGCGGGCUCUCGGAAACAUAUUCCGCUCGGCUUUUGGCGGGCAGACGGACUCGUAGCCCAGAGGAGAGUUAGAGCUGCUCCCUGAUAACCCUGCUGCUAAAUGUCGUCGAAGCAGUGACUUGAUCCUGAGCUUAGCACAGUGGGAGUUUCUGAAGGAAAAUAAGACCCAGUUCCUGCCCUCAGAGGAGAACAUAGUACCGGGAGUUUCCUCUAUUUAAAGUGGCAUGGAUCUGCCUGUGGAUGAGUGGAAAUCAUACCUACUUCAGAAGUGGUCUUUGCUCCCGAAGUCCAUUCAGGUUUCAAUUUCUACAGCAGAGACUUUGAGCGAUAUCUUUCUUCACUCCUCUUCGCUUCUUCAAUCUGAGGAUGAGAUGUUUUUAAAAAGGCUCUCUAGGGGUUACCUUGUGGAAAAGGACCCCAACGCUCCCCUUUUCUACAGAGAAGAAGGAAACAAAAAAUUUCAGGAGAAGGAUUAUAUGGGAGCCACAGUGCUGUAUUCUAAGGGAGUAUCACAUUCAAGGCCUAACACUGAGGACAUUUCAUUGUGUUACGCCAAUCGCUCUGCAGCCCUCUUCCACUUGGGUCAGUAUGAAACAUGUCUUCAAGACAUCAUCAGAGCACAGAUGCAUGGAUAUCCAGAAAGACUGCAACCCAAGAUGAUGUUACGUAAGGCAGAGUGUCUGGUGACUCUGGGGAGACUGCAGGAAGCAGGUCAGACCAUCAGUGAUCUUGAAAGUAACCUAGCAGCUUCCCAGUUUAAAAUUAUACAGAGAACCCUCUGUCACCUAAAAAUGAAGGUACGAGAAAAGGAGACUCUCACAGAAACCUCCCCAGCAGCUCCAACCAAAGCCUUUGAGAAUAUGGACCUAAGGGAAAAGAAUGAACAAAUUUCCAGUGCAACAUCUUCUGUCAGCUUAUGCAUAGACCCGUUAAAAGGCCGCUAUCUGAUUGCCACAAAAGAUAUUCUCCCAGGAGAGCUCCUUGUGAGGGAAGAUGCUUUUGUGAGUGUCCUUAACCCUGGAGAAAUGUCACCACUGUGUUACGGCCUGGAUGGCAAGUGGAAUACCAGAGUUACCAAUGGGGACCUCUAUUGUCACCGAUGUUUGAAGCACACUUUGGCCACAGUUCCCUGUGAUGGAUGCAGCUAUGCCAAAUAUUGUAGCCAAGAGUGUAUGCAGCAGGCCUGGGACCUCUACCAUAGCAUAGAGUGCUCUCUAGGUGGGCUGCUUCUCACACUGGGGAUCUUUUGCCACAUUGCCCUGAGGUCGACUCUUUUAGCUAGAUUUGAGGAUGUUGGCAAAGUCAUAAGGAGGCUUUGUGGUGAUAUUAGUAACAAGGACAUCUGUUUACCUGAAAGCAAGAAUCUGGUGCAAACAUUCAGUUAUGACCUGGAAGGGGAGAGUGAGAAAAAUGACAAAACAGUUGAAACCCCAAUUCCUGGAUGUGAUAUUAAUGGGAAGUAUGAAAAUAAUUAUAAUGCUGUCUUCAACCUUUUGCCCCAUACUGAAAACCAUAGCCCAGAGCACAAAUUCCUCUGUGCUCUAAGUGUUUCUGCACUGUGCAGGCAGCUGGAAGCAGCCAGUUUACAGAUCCUCACAACAGGUUCGAAAUCCUCUCAGCCAAAAACAGCAGUGGCUCCUGCAUUGUGUCAAGAGUUGCAUAUUUGGGGCGUGGCCAUGCUGAGACACAUGUUACAGCUACAGUGUAAUGCUCAGGCAAUAACUACCAUACAGCAAACAGAAUCUAAAGAGAACAUCAUUACCAACAGCAAGCAGGUUCGCCUUGCCACAGGCAUCUUCCCUGUUGUCAGCCUUCUGAACCAUUCCUGCAGCCCCAACACCAGCGUGUCCUUCAUUAGCACUGUCGCCACCGUUCGGGCAUCAGUGCAAAUUGGAAAAGGGCAAGAGAUUCUCCACUGCUAUGGGCCUCACGAGAGCAGGAUGGGUGCUGCUGAAAGGCAACAGAAGCUGAGAUCUCAGUAUUUCUUUGACUGCAAUUGUCCAGCUUGUCAAAAUGAGAAGCACAGAACCACUACAGGGUCCAAGUGGGAAGCAUUCUGUUGUAACCGUUGCAGAACACUCAUGCAGGGAGAUGACGUGCUGAGCUGCGGCAACACAUCUUGUACAGAAGCAGUGAGCAGGGAUCGCCUAGUCUCUCAGUUACAGGAUCUUCAGCAGCAGAUUAAGAUGGCCCAGAAGCUUCUCAAAAAUGGUAAACUAGAGCAAGCCAUUCAGCUGUUGUUGGGGUGCCGGUAUGAUGCUGAGAGCUUCCUGCCUGCGGAACACAGUGUGGUGGGAGAAAUUGAGGAUGACCUGGCCCAGGCCUAUGCUGCUUUAGGGGACUGGCAAAAGUCAGCUGCCCAUCUCCAGAAGAGCCUCCACGUGGUUGAGGUUCGCCAUGGGCCAUCCAGUGUUGAAAUGGGCCAUGAGCUCUUCAAACUGGCCCAAAUCUUUUUCAAUGGGUUUGCAAUACCUGAAGCUCUGAACACAAUACAAAAGGCAGAAAAGGUUCUGUUGGUGCACUAUGGCCCUUGGAAUGACGAGAUCCAGGAGCUACAAAAGAUGAAAUCCUGUUUAUUGGACUUGCCGCCCAUCCCUGUGGGGCCUUCAGUGUAGGGUCCCAAGGAGACUUUGAUCCACAAGAAAGGACCCAGUAGAAGAUGAAUUAGAGGGAUUCUGUUGCAAUUGAGCUGUCACCAGGAAAUACAGGACUUGCCUGACAGUCACAUGCCUAGUAUAUGAGGAGUGGGGAGGACUUGGAAAGCAUUGCAGUUGGAGAUAUGUUCACCUAUUAUUUUGAUGAAUGUUUCUUGAAAUAGUUAACUGUCCUCUAGUAAAAACUCCCAGUUCUCAGAAAAGACUUAAAACUAGUAUCUGGAGAGCGUAGGCCCUUUAAAAGGAAUUUUAGCUCAUCUGCAGGCAUCUGGAUGUUAGCCUGGGGUUUUGGCUAGACGCCACCUCACUAAAUGAUGAUAGUCUGUUUCCCUGGAACAUUCCUAUGGUUUCUAGUAGUAAUGAAAUGUUGUGUACCACUCCAAUGGGAGCUUAAACUCUUAGUAGUUGUAUUGUAAUUGAAAAAUAAUUAUAAAGCAAGAUCAGCGAGGCUCCUUACCUCUAGAGACACAGUUUCAUUUAUGAUAUCUAGCUUCCUCAAAUCCUUUGUUAAAACUGGUGGAAUAUAAAAUAUGAAUAGAAAAAUAAAUAUGGGGCUAUUCUAUUGUCGAGAAAUUUUUUCCUUGGAUGGCAACUCUAAAUUUGUUUUCUGCCAGUUUUCCAGUCCUUAUUAUCUGGCUUUCAUUCUGUACUCUUGGGAGACUCACUGACCAAAAUACUAAUAAAAUCAAGCUUAUAGCAAUGACUUUAUUAUCA
Molecule: messenger RNA, 3493 nt
Organism: Pteropus alecto (black flying fox)
Lineage: Eukaryota; Metazoa; Chordata; Mammalia; Chiroptera; Pteropodidae
Gene: SMYD4
Product: SET and MYND domain containing 4
Exons: 11
Coding region: 350-2740 (796 amino acids)
Molecular function (GO): protein binding
Source: RefSeq, a predicted model, not a curated record